AUGCAGGCGGCCAUACAAAGAGAUAGCGAUCAGCUGCACGUGACGGUAGAGGUUAUGAAGGAGGGGAUCCUUGCAGAGGUGGAGGAAAGAAUGAGGACAGUUGUGAGAGAGGAGUCGCGCCGGCGUGGGCAUCGACAGGAGGAAGAGGAUCGGGUUGCAGAGGAGGCGAGGAGGAAGCUGGCAGAAGAGGUGGAGCGCCUUAAGAAGCAGCGACAGGACGAGGAGGAGCAACGGGCUGAAGAGGAGAGGAGGAAGCUGGCAGAGGAGGCAGAGCGCCUGGAAAAGAGGCGACAUGAGGAGCAGGAUCAGAGGGCUGCAGAUGAGACAAGGAUGAACCUUGCUGAGGAACUGGCUGAGGAGGCGGAGCGCCAGAAAAAACAGCAACAGGAUGAGCUGGAGAAGAGGGCUGCAGAGGAGACAAGGAGGAAGCUGGCUGAGGCGGAGAGCCUGAAAAAGCAGCAACAGGAGGAGCAGGAGAAGAGGGCUGCCGAGCAGACACGGAGAAAGCUGGCAGAAGAAGUGGAGCGCCUGAAGAAGCAGCAACAGGAGGAGCACGAGCUGCGGGCUACAGAGGAGAGGAGGAGGAAUGCGCUCAUCUCAGGGUGUAUCCCAGUGACGUUUUUCCGCAAGCACGACAACCCCUGGCAGCGCCGAGUUGACUCAUACGUCUCUCCCCCCUCUCCCUCCUCCUCCCUUUACCACCCCGCUCCUCCCCCUACCGCACCCGCCACCCACCAGGCGCUCAUCUCGAGGCAUCCCAGCGCUCAUCUCAGGGCGCUCAUCUCAGGCGCUCCCUCGGUGACUCUUGAGUCGACUGAAGGGUCCCUCCCCCUCAUCCCCUUAUCCCCUCCCCCCCCCACUUCCCCCACUGCCCCCUCGGCUGCCCACCAGGCGCUCAUCUCAGGGUGCAUCCCAGUGACGUUUUUCCGCGAGCAUGAGAACCCGUGGCAGGACACGCUCAACUACGAUGCCUUCUCCGUCAACAUCGACCCUGAUGACAUGCCGACGAUGAGAGAAAGGCUGGAGAAGGCUAAUGUUGCUGUGCUGCAGAAGGGUGUAGAGCAGGUAGCAGCCAGGCUGGAGGAGGCGGACAUGGCCAUGCUGCAGAAGGGCGUGGAGCAGGUCCAGGUGCGCGCUUGCGUGUGA
Molecule: messenger RNA, 1146 nt
Organism: Closterium sp. Naga37s-1
Lineage: Eukaryota; Viridiplantae; Streptophyta; Zygnematophyceae; Desmidiales; Closteriaceae
Source: the annotation of a GenBank genome assembly